Daphnia magna is the source of this 1768-nucleotide messenger RNA. Its product is annotated as alpha-(1,3)-fucosyltransferase C. The record is from RefSeq and is a predicted model, not a curated record. Gene Ontology annotation, cellular component: membrane. Gene Ontology annotation, molecular function: alpha-(1->3)-fucosyltransferase activity. Lineage: Eukaryota; Metazoa; Arthropoda; Branchiopoda; Diplostraca; Daphniidae.
AUCAUUGUUCCAGUUUCAUUGUUCAUUUCUCCAUGCCCUGUUUUGAUCAGAAUUGUACUAAAUUUGUAAGCGAAUGUUAAUGUGUGUUGGUGUGAGUUACCAAAAUAUAAAAUGUCUGUGGUAUCGGAGCAACAUCUGGCCAUCACAGGUUUGUUUUCCACAACAAAGUUAAGACAAAAAUUGUCCAAUGUCGUUUCUUUUUGGGAAGUUCGUACCAUUUGGAAUUUUUUUAUACGAAAAAAGGAAAAAAAGCGCUAGAAGCGUGACGCCCCUUACGACGAUACAAAGCGGCUCGGUUCACCGACCUUAUGAUCGCCUGGAGUCUUCAGUACUGCCCACUCAUGUGGUUUUGCCCAUCUUCUGAGUAGCCUCUCAUUUGGCUCUGCAUUCUCACAUGUUAGUUACACUCGAGACUUCGAACAUGCUCGGAUGUCGAAUUUAAACUUGGAACUGUUCUUAACGAAAACUUCAUAUGUCCUAGUAAAAUUCAAGUUCUUUUACGGGCAGACGUCGCCAUGGAAUCAUUUCGCCGAAGAAGCAACUUUAGCUAUCCACUUCAGCGAGUGCUCUUCAUUUCCAUGACUUUUAUUCUGAUCAUGUGUUAUUAUUAUCAGGAUGUCAUUACAGAAAAAACUAAAUCCACAACACAGUUUGCGAAACAGGAUGGACUGAAUGCAACUGCCAGUAGUGUGAAAACGAUAUUGAUUUGGAAUGCAUACUCCCGAUUUGAGUUGGAAAUUUUCGGUGAAGGAUCUGAUACUUUCGCUAGUCAUAACUGUCCAAUAAACAACUGUCUUAUUACAAAAAAUCGAUCUUGGGCUGCUCUCCACGAUUUUGAUGCUGUCAUAUUUAAUAUGCCACCACUCUCUAUUUACAAGUUUCCAGUGGAUGAUUAUCGACGACAGGACCAACGUUACAUUUUCUUUUCCCAAGAGCCACCGCCAUACAUUGGAGAAGAAGUUAACAAAUUCAACCAUUUCUUUAAUUGGACAAUGUCAUAUGCAUCUCACUCGGACAUUCGCUACCAUUACGGAGAAGUUAUACCUUUACCAUCUGCCCCUACAACUCAUUCCAGUCGCACGGCAUAUAUAAACUCAACUCGACAUGGCGAGAAUUUCGCAGCAGGCAAAACAAAAAUGGUUGCUUGGUUCGUUUCGCAUUGCUUCACACAGAGUCGCCGAGAAAAAUACGUCACCAUCAUGCGUCAAUACAUCCCUGUUGAUAUCUAUGGUGGUUGUUAUUCGCUUCGCUGCCCAAUGAAUGAAAGUGCCUUCUUGUCAACCGAGCCUUGUUACGACAUGCUUGAUCACAACUACAAGUUUUAUCUUGCUUUCGAGAACUCAUUCUGCAACGAUUACAUCACAGAAAAAUUUUUCAACAUACUGCAAAGAAGAAUUAUUCCCGUUGUAAUGGGAGGUGCGAAUUACUCUGCAAUAGCACCUCCACACUCAUAUAUCGACGCAUUAAUGUACAGUCCACGACAAUUGGCAGACUAUCUCAAAUUAUUGGCUUCCAACGAUCAAUUGUACAAUGAGUAUUUCUGGUGGAAACCUCAUUUCAAGAUUGUGAGAAGAUACCCACUGUUAGCCUCCAAUGCGUUGUGUUCUUUGUGUGAAAAGUUACAUCAUAACACAACACAGUCAGUCUAUCACGAUUUAGAAAGCGGAUGGAGUCAGAAAACACAGUGUAAAAGUCCGCGUUUCAAAGGUGUUCGAAUUUUCUGGGGCAUUUUUUGAAUUUACCUUGUGCUAUACACCAUGCAAUGGAA